Messenger RNA from Lathyrus sativus (Indian pea), 240 nucleotides. The record is from the annotation of a GenBank genome assembly. Lineage: Eukaryota; Viridiplantae; Streptophyta; Magnoliopsida; Fabales; Fabaceae.
AUGAAGCUUCGGUUUAAGAUAUUUUUGGAGAAUCUUAAACUUAUCAGGUCUACUAAUAAGAGACGACUCAGUUACAAGCUCGGUGUUAAUCAUUUUGCUGAUUGUACUUGGGAGGAGUUUAAAAGUCAUAGACUUGGUGCUGCUCAAAAUUGCUCUGCGACUCUGAAGGGUAACCAUAAGAUUACUGAUGUUAAUCUUCCUAACGAGGUAUAUCAACAACAACUACUAUCAAUUCUAUGA